Messenger RNA from Sabethes cyaneus, 2880 nucleotides. RefSeq names its product cuticlin-3 (gene pio). The transcript has 8 exons. Lineage: Eukaryota; Metazoa; Arthropoda; Insecta; Diptera; Culicidae. Bases 506 to 1774 code for a protein of 422 amino acids. The record is from RefSeq and is a predicted model, not a curated record.
UCAGUACGUUUCGCGCUUCGGUCUGUUUCGUGUGUGCUUCUGACUCGUGAUCGCUCUAGUAGCUGUAGGUAUCUAAAUCCGCGAGUGUUUUUCGCGUUCAACUGAGGCUGGCUGACAACAGCAGCCGCAGCAGCAGCAGCAACAACAAGCAGCCUAACUGGCCACCCAUCUUCAACCAUCUGGUGGUCUAUUUCGAGUGGAAAGGAAGAAUGAAAAUUGGCAUAGUUGAGUGUAUUUGAUAACCACUGUGUUAGUUAAGAUUGAAAGUGAUGUUUUGAUCGAUCGUUGAUUAGUGUCGGUGAAGAUCUGAAAGGUUUAUUUCUAAACCAGUAUAGUUGCUUGGAGUGUUUUCAAGGAAGUUGUCGAGCGAAGAACUCGUUUGAUCUGCUAGUUUCGGACUCGAUCAACAACGGCCUUCAGAUCGGCGUCAAUUCGGAUAUCGAACCCUUGCUGGAUUACGUAACUUUUGCAAAAAACGGCCAGAGAGUUCCUCAAUGAAACCAAUAUGGAAUUACGGUCGAUAGCUUUAGUACUUUUCCAGUUAGCGACAAUAACCACUUUCACGCGAUGCGCUCAAAUUCCUUCCAUCAAACGAUCUGCCACGAUAUUUACCAAAGAACCUACAGUUCGGAUACAAUGUCUAUCGGGUUCUAUGCUGAUCACGAUCAAGGAUGCACCCGCUAACCUCAACGGCCAAUUCAGCGGGAUGGUGUAUCCGAAAGGAUUGGCGAAAAACUCAACUUGCCUCACCGAGUACCGGAAUCAGGAGGGCGCCCUCCGGUACAAACUUCCCCUCAAAAGUUGUAACACGAUGCCCAUCGAAACGGACGAUGGAGGGAUCGAGUUCUUCAACACGAUCGUUCUGCAGCCGCAUCUCAAGCUGGUCACCGACUUGGGUCGAGGGUACCACGUGCGCUGUCGUUACAAAAGCCGUGAGGCAGCUAUGAAACCUACGAAACCGUACGACGAUAAUCGACCUCUCGCUUUAACCAGUGCCGAAGGUGGUUCCGAUAGGCGAGACUAUGGCCGUUCGCUAGACAAAGAUCACACCGCACCGGAGGAGGAUGUUGAAGUGAAACCGAUGCCUGGAUGCCACAUGAAAAUUUUUACCGGUGAAAAAUUGGCAGAAAAUGUGAAGAUCGGUGACCCACUGACGCUGGUCAUUAACAUCGACAAGCAGGAGCUGUAUGGACUGCAUGUCACCGACUGUUUGGUGCGCGAUGGAUUAGGUUGGGGAGAGCAGAAGCUGGUCAACGAGGAAGGUUGUCCGUUGGACAAUGAAAUUCUUGGCCCGUUCGACUACACCGACGAUCGGAGUAAGGCAACGGUUACCUUUCCGGCGCACAAGUUUCCCUACACCACGUCGGUGUACUAUCAGUGCAACGUGAGGCUAUGCGCACUAGAUGAUCCAGAUUGCCAUAAGCCUCCAUCGUGCACCGGCAACAUGAAGCAGCGGCAAAAGCGAGAAACCGAAGACGAAGGACUUCCAGCGACCAUCGAAGUUUUCUCAGGGCUGUAUGUCAACGAGAACGCCGAGGUGAUCAGUGACGAUGCGGAUUCGGUUUUCAGGGAGAAGACCCCAGAUGACGCGAUCUGCGUGUCCCAGCGAAGUUUUGCCGUUGCCAUAGCCAUUGCCGGUCUCUGUCUGAUGUUGGCCGUUGUCCUGGCGGUGAUGUGUAUCGUAGCUAGGCGGAGUAAUAAGACUAUUUCCAACUCGGGCAGUUCGAUCUACAGUGGACCCUACACCAACACUGCCUUCUCGCAUAGUAGCUAAACGAAUGCCCUUGUUGUAUGCGUGCGUGCGUGCGUGCCUAGAGCGGAUAAAGAGAUGUGAAUGUUCGUGACGAGAUGUGUUCUGGAAGGCGGAAAUACGAGUACCAGAGAGCGUGACUUCUGUGAUUCUUUCUUCUUAAUCACUAACAACGACGAUCAUUAAUAACUAUAAUGAAAAAGAGAUCGCAAAUUUCAUAGGGUAACGUGCCAACUAGUGGAAAUAGGUACUUUUUAAACUAGCACCUCAUUUUAUUUGGUAUUAAACCAACUGCGAGACAUCUACGAGAGUAUUAUAUAUCCCAAGUUUAGAGUGAAACGGUAACUAAUGUUUCCAAAAGCUUAGGUAUUCCAUAUUGCCUUUAGAUAUUAUCGGACAAUGUUUUAUUUAAUGUUCCUUACCAAUUGUCUGCUAAUAUCGCAGAGGUAUUGUUCGAGAUCAGCUGGGUCUGCUCAAAACCAUAAUUUGGAGAAAUUUAUUCACAAUGACUAGAUUUUUCCAUUCUAUGUCAUUUAAGCGGAACAGAACCUCUGUCUGUUAAGUAUAGAACUAUCUUCAUAUUUCAAGCUAUCCAUCGUGCUGAAUCUAAUCAAUUGUUACUUUUGCACACGCACUGUCAGAAACUAAGUCAGGUGUUGGGAUUCUUAACGUUAGUCUAUUCAGGUCUCCAGUUAACUAUUUUCUAUCCACUAGCAGGACUCUCUAGCUACGUCAGUGUCUAUAUUUUAACUAUAAUUUAAGCAACGAACUAGAAUAUUACAAAGUAAUUGAUCGUUUGUAGGAUAGCAACUGUGAUACGAUUCAACAUUUUAGGCUUUGACUAAAACAAUGCAACACUGAAACUGCAAACAGUUUCCAUUGCAUGGCUACUCACUCUCAUUGCAGCGUGUGGUUUUAAAUAGUUUAGUUAAAUGUUUUCUUGUAUCUCAGUUCUAUUGUAGGGUCAGCUCAUACAAUCAAGGUUUCAAUAACCAUACAGUUGAUUGAAACAUUUACAUCGAAAACUAGUGUUUUGUUUGCUCUACAAUCGACGCCUGGUUGUGUACUUGUAAUUGUAUUUACGAACCGAACCAUGAGAAAACGAACGAAUUUAAUAAAUAUAUUGAUAU